CCGUCUCUCAUUUUCAAUUAUUUCUGAAACGUGACCCUUUUUUGGCUGGAUGCGACGUUGCCCACCAUGAUCUUGUUGGCAAAGGAGAUCUCCAACGAAAACUCACAGUAAUCCUACGGUGACCCAAUCGCUGCCCACCGUUGUCGUCAAAAGAGAGCUUCAACGAAAACCCACGGUGACUCUGCCCUAGCUCUACCGUGACGCGCGGCCGCUGCCACCGUGACUCUGUCGACAAAUGAGAGUUCCAACGGUGACCCUGCUCUAACCCUUGUCGUUGUUGAUGUAUCGAAUGUCGAGGGGCCUGUCUUGUUCACUGCCAUACCGACCAUCGAGAUCUUGCAAUUGUUCAAGUGCUGUAACAACAAUUGUUCAAGUCCUGUGAUGUUUUUUUUAUGGAUUUUUAGCAAAGGUCAGCAUGUAAAACUCCUGUAACUGUCAGAGGAUAGUGUCCCGCUUGUGUUUCUGCAGCGAGUAAUGCUUUUAUGCCCCGUGAUUUGGUGAAUGGAUAAAGUGUUGUGUGGGCCUUGAAGUUACAAUACUCUUCAACCUACAGAAUAACCUUUCUUCAUCCCUUCAUAGAAAAUUGUUUUCCAGAUACACAAGAUGAUUCAACAUCAAAUUGUGCAGUCCCCUGCUAGGCUAGGGCUCGCAAACCCUAACUCUCCUUCAAUUCCGAACCCUACCCCUCCAAAGCUCCCUCCAACACAGACCCAGCAACCCCAAGACCGCAACUCUUCAACCCCUUCUUCUGCUCUUCUGUCACUCCUCCCACCCCUUCCCAGAGCCCAAGCACUUCUUCUCCAAAUGGCUUCCUUAACUUCCAAAAUCUUUGAAGUUUCCCCUAACCGGUCUCUUUGGGUCACUGCCUUCCGUGGAUCCCUUCCAACUUUCCUCUCGUCUAAUUCAUCUACCCCUCUUGACUCUUCUCCGUCUACUGUGAAAGAAAUAAUUUCCCUCUUUACUGUUCUCCAAACCCAAAUAUUCGAAGCUGUUGCCGAACUCCAAGAGAUUCUUGACCUCCAAGAUGCCAAGCAGAAGAUGGACCGUGAAAUUCGUUCCCAAGAUUCAAUGCUACUUGCAUUUUCUAACAAACUCAAAGAUGCUGAGUGCUGCCUAGACAUACUUGUCGAUGAUUACUCUGAUUAUCGCCGCUCCAAGCGAUCGAAAUCUGGAGAUGAUGAUUCCAUGACUUCAUCAACUGUCUCUUCUCAGUUGAAGCUGUCAGAUAUAUUAUCGUAUGCCCACAAGAUAAGCUACACCACCUUUGCACCACCGGAAUUUGGAGCCGGCCAAGCUCCUCUUCGUGGAGCAUUGCCACCUGCACCUCAAGAAGAGCAAAUGAGAGCUUCUCAGUUGUAUAAUUUUGCAGACCUUGAUGUUGGAUUGCCUAAAGAAGUCGAAUCCAAGGAGAAAAUUGUUGAAGCUAUUGUUGAGCCUCCAUCACAGAUGGAUACUAAUGCAGUUCCAAAUUUGUCCGCGUUUCAAGGAAUGCUGCCUCCAGUGCCACCUGGUUGGAAGCCGGGAAUGCCUGUCCAGUUGCCUAUUGAUUUGCCACUGCCCCCGCCUGGGUGGAAACCAGGAGAUCCUGUGCCAUUGCCUCCUAUGGACUCGCUUCAAAUACCGAGAUUUGCAGAGCAACAAAUGCAACCUCACAUUCCUCAGCCCAAACAACCAGAAGUUAUUCAAGUGCAGCCAGUUAAUUUGGACCUUGGAGGAAGUGACACUAGUGACUAUAGUAGUGAUGAUGCCAGCUCUUAUGAUGAAGAUUGACAAGUUUGUUAAACUGCUCAAUCUCCAAUUGAUAACUGUACAGGUAUCUCAUUGAUCAUGGAUCAGAUAUAUCUUGAAAAUGUAUGGGUAGUUCUUUAAUUUCAAUUCUAUGCCCCCAUGUUUGUAUUAAAUCUGUUGUGUAAGACAAUGAUUAAAUUUUAUUUUUUCUGGUGGGUACACUGGAAUGUGCUUUGCAGUCUUUUUGAGGGAAUUGAGAAGGUAUUUAGUGAGAAAUUUUAGGAAAUUGGUUUCAAGUCUAUUUAAGAGAAUAUAGGAGAAUAUUUAAAGAGUUUUUGGAUAAUUAGAAUUUAGAAGCAGAGUUAAGGAUUUUUAUGAUGCAUUUUGUGUAAUCAAAUCCUUGGAGGUUGGCAUUGUAUGAUUUGGAUUUCAACC
Vigna angularis (adzuki bean) is the source of this 2163-nucleotide messenger RNA. RefSeq names its product mediator of RNA polymerase II transcription subunit 4. The transcript is spliced from 4 exons. Lineage: Eukaryota; Viridiplantae; Streptophyta; Magnoliopsida; Fabales; Fabaceae. Gene Ontology annotation, molecular function: transcription coregulator activity. The coding region runs from base 604 to 1770 and encodes 388 amino acids. The record is from RefSeq and is a predicted model, not a curated record. Gene Ontology annotation, cellular component: core mediator complex; mediator complex. Gene Ontology annotation, biological process: regulation of transcription by RNA polymerase II.